Molecule: messenger RNA, 3350 nt
Organism: Pelagomonas calceolata
Lineage: Eukaryota; Pelagophyceae; Pelagomonadales; Pelagomonadaceae
Source: the annotation of a GenBank genome assembly
GGCCGAGGGCUGGCCGCUUGGAUUUCGCUGCCUUACGCUGCUCAAUAUACCCCUAAAGCAGUGCUCAGGCACUCGUUUGCCAUCCGCCUCUCGCUGACAACACCUCGCUCGCACUCUGGCACGAAUCAGCCGCGGGCCAGGAUAGCCAGACCGGAGAGCUCGCAGCCUGAGCGGCGAAAUGGAGCAAUCCACCAAAAGCGAGCAGCAAAAAAAGCGCAUGGAGCAAGCCUUCGCGAGCGCGAAAUGUGCGCCGCCGCCCAUCGCCGCCGCGUUCGCCGCAGCAGAGCGAGGAAAAACGGCGGACGAUCCCGACCCGCUCCUGACGACGCCGGCGCGCCGCGCGCAGCUCGCCGAGGGGCUAAAAACGAGAGGCAACGCGCACUAUUCACAUGGAGACGACGCCGCGGCCGUCGAUGAUUAUACGGCUGGCUUGAGGGCAUGCCCGGAGGACAACAAGACGUUGCGCGGCGCGUUGUUAUCAAAUCGCGCCGCCGUCCAUUUACGGAGAAAGGAGCACGACUUGUGCAUCAAAGACUGUAAUGAAGCUCUGAAGCUCGACGCUAGUAGAGCCAAGUGCUACUACCGAAGAGCGGCCGCGAGGGAACAACAAGACGCGUUAGAAGACGCCUUCAAGGAUUUGAAGAUCUGCGUCCAGCUCGAGCCGACGAAUAAGACGGCGGUCAACGCCGCGAGGCGCGUCAAGGAGAAGCUGACCGAGAAACUUAAAAAAGAUAAAGCGUUUGCGACGCCGGCGGAAAGGCUCGCCCUCCAGAUCUGCCAGUGCGUCGAGACCGAAGAGCUUGACGAGAGGAAGCUCGCGAACCUGUUCAAGGCCGGCGCGUCCCUAGCUAUCGAAGAUGAGUGUGCCGCCAAGGCGCUGUGGCGCGCCGGCGCCGGCGACCACGCCUGCCGCAAGGCCAAGGCAAAAGGUACUACUGCUGAUUUACGAAAGGCUGCUGUGUGUAUGCUCGGCGCCAUGGCCCACAAGGCGGCCAUCGCCGAGCCCUCGAUGGUCUGGCAGGUCGCUGGCGUGCUGCGGAGGGAGGGCGAAGGGUUCUUUUCGACGGAUGCCGCGGAUUCUAGUAUAGCGCUCUGCGCGGCCGUGGUGGAUGCGGCGCCGGCGGAGGACGAAGAAGAUGUGCAGGGAGAUGCCGACGGGGACUUUGAGAGAGAAGUUGAGUUGGAUCUAGACGAGGACGCGAUCUCCGAGAGCGACGACGACGAGCUGGCUCCCUCUAGACUACGAGCCGCGGCGGACGGCGCCGCGGCCGUGGUGGUAUCUAGUGCUUUAAAGCACGGUUCACGGCCGACGCGCAUGCGCGGGAUGGACCUCCUCGUGAGGUGGCUCGCUUCAGGAUCAGUGAAGGGCGCGCGCGCGAGAUUGCGCAAGUUUUUGGGAUUGGGUGAAGACAAUCCGUUACGAAAGGGCGUGCUCGCGGGUCUGUACGAGCUGCUCGAUUCCAUCACUGACGACGAGCGCGUGAAGGCGCAAGCUUGUGUCGCGAGGAUCCUGCGAGCCGUCGGCGACAAGGUUACCGGUGAUUAUAUAUGGGCUACGCUCCAUCAAGAUUUUAUCGAUGCGUUAAUUGAGGCAUCGUGUCGGACGUUUCCAUUACGAGCUCCGGACGCCAUUGCUGUGAACGAGGGCGCCUGGUCCUCUGAUUUGUCUCAGCAGAAGCGGAAGGCUUCGUUAUUAGCAGCGUGCCAUUUAGCAUCGACGAACUUCGUGGUGGAGUGCCUCAAGUUUAUUGAUAUAUCAGCAAUCGCGAGGUUGUGCGCGACGGACGAGCAAGGCGAAAUCCUAGGCUGCGAGGCCCUCGCGGCGUGUGCUUCCUCAGAGUCAGGACGGUCUGCAUUAGCUCCCUUAGUACAAGCAGGGGAAUUAGAGAGGCUGAUGCGGGAAGGUCGGACUACUUCAUCAAGGUCGGCCGCGGCGAGCGCCGUCGCCAAGUUAGGCUUGGCGGCCAAGGCGCUCAAAGCUGGAAGUCAUGAAACGGGCAAGUUGUUGGACGCCGCGGCCCAACUACUCAAGGACGAGGACCCUGCGGCGAAGGACCGGGCGGUCGAAGUCCUCGCGGGCCUUUCGGGUUCCUCGCGCGCCAAGGAAGAGAUCGCUCAUGGAAGCGGUCGUAGUGCUGCGUCUCUAGGUUCCAUCUGUGACGUAGCCAAGCAGACGAAGGGCUCGGACCCGCGAGCGUAUGGGCUUGCUUUGAUACUGGCCAAUUUGACAGUGACGAAUGAUGAACUACGGAGGAGGCAUUUCCGAGAAAAGGAGAUGGACAUUAGUCCCGAUCAGUACGACGAGUUCAUGCGCAUCACGAAACAAAAGGAUCCCGAAGACGCCGAUAAUGAUACACCGGAUCUAGCGAAAGCUCGCGCUAGGAAGUUAUGUAUUAAUGAUGGCGUCGUGGCGAUAGCAACUCUAGCAUCCUCGAAUCCUUCCUCAGAAACAGCGUCGAAAUUGGCGGAUGCGCUCUGUGCUUUAGCUACUGAUGUUGAUAUGAGAGGUACUCUCAUCCAGCAGGGCGGGUUCCGGUCGGCCGUCAACUUAGCAAAUAACGACAAGAAUGAUGAUAGGUGCCGGUUAUCGGCAGCCCACGCCGCGGGCAAAGUACUGAUAACGACGGACCCGCGAAAAUUAACGGACGACCAGCAACUUUGUGCUAUCAGACCUCUACUGUGGGCGUGCCGCCACGUCAAGGCGACCGAUUUAGCUGUUUUUGAGCAACUACUCGCUCUGACGAAUCUGUUGAGCCUGGGCGCGACGGCUCGAAGACGGGUGGCGGUAGAGAAAGGUAUUCAUGCUUUGGAAUAUUUACAAUUUAGUGACCAUCCCGAGGUCAAGCGCGCGGCCACCGAAGCGUUAUGUAACAUGGUGCCUGAUAGAUCGAUGAUCAAGCACUUAUCUCGUUCCGAUAAAAUGAAGCUGUGGCUGGCGCUGUGCCACGACGGCGUCGAGAAUGAUGCUCGGUUGGCGUCCGCGGCGGUCGGGUGCCUGGCCAUGGCUUGUUCUGAUGUAGAUGUCGCUAGAGCCGUCGCCUCCAAUAACGGCGCGGCGGCGUUAAUAGCCGUCCUCGGGUCCGCGGACCCGUCGCUCGUGCACCGCGCGGCGUACUGUCUCACGGCUUGUUUGGAGGAUAGUAAGGCGCGCGCGCUUCUGGCUUCUUCCGACAUGAAAAGUGCAGUGGAGAAGGCCUCAUCAAAAUUCGCGGAGGGGCCGGCCGCUGGUGCUUUAAAGGACGCGGCCGCGGCGCUCGCGCGCGAUUGGCCAGACGAGGAGGAGGAGGACCCCGUUGAAGAUGAUGAUGCGGACAUGAAGGAGCUCAAUGAGUUCCUGGACGAGGAGUAAG